Molecule: messenger RNA, 8391 nt
Organism: Mirounga angustirostris (Northern elephant seal)
Lineage: Eukaryota; Metazoa; Chordata; Mammalia; Carnivora; Phocidae
Gene: NRXN3
Product: neurexin 3
Exons: 18
Coding region: 997-5937 (1646 amino acids)
Source: RefSeq, a predicted model, not a curated record
AUCUCCUCUUGCAUCCAACUCCUUGAGAGGGAGAGGCGAGCGUGUCCUCCUCUCUCUCGCAGCCGCCAGCGUCUAGAGCCACCGCGGACCGGCUUUUCACACCUCCGCCACCCCCCUCCCUUCUUCCCCGCCACUCCCUCCCAGAGAGAGAGAGAGAGAGAAGGAAAAGGAGAGAGAAAGAUUCUGGAAUUUGAACCUUCCCAAAGAGGAAACAUACCCAGCAAAGUCAGUUGAUUAAGCAUCAAACAAACAAACAGAUCCCAAAUCUUCUGUUCAACUGGAAAGGUCUUUUUCUGGAGUCCUGAGAGGCAGGUUAUGGGCAGGACUGCCUCUGGCCCGCACCAUGAAGCCUGAACCUGCUUCGGCUCUCCCCUGGGCCCUGCUCUGCCUGAGCACUCAGCUUUGGGCUUCCCCACUCCCUGCAGCCCCCUGCUGCUAGGAGGUAAAACUUCAGGACUGGUCCUUGGCCUGUUUCUGCCUUUCACCUGGCUCGCCUCACCACUGCUCACGCCUCCUCCAUCACGGCACCCCCACCCCAACCCUCUCCCCGGCCUCCCUGGCUGGGGCGUUUGGGGGUCCGUUGGGAGGAGUGCAUUGCUGAAGCCUUCCACCCGCCGUGUACCUUCUCCUCCUCGAAUCAAGGCCUCCGGAUCCACAUGGAUAGCUGAGAUCUUUUCUUGGAGGACACUUGGCUCCUCAUUCUAGUCCCCCACUUUCCCACCUGACUUUCCUCCUCUUCUGCUGCCCUGCCUUCUCCUCCCUCUUUGUCGAAUUUCUUGCUCUUGCGCCCAUCUGGGGCCGUCUUGUCCACUUUCCUUCUUCCUCACCCUCUGGAUAUUUGUGUGUGUGAGCCUCCGUCCUCUUGUGUGCUCUCUGUCCCUCCCCCAGGCCCAUCUCCUCUUCUUCUCUUCCUUCCGCUGCCAAGGGGGAUUUUCCCCUGAGGGCGUCCCCCGCCCGUCGUCGUCGGCUCCUCCAGGCUCGGUCCUGACAGCCACAAUGGGCUUCGCUGCAAACUCGAUUUUCUUCACCCUGAAGGUGAGCGUCCUGCUGGGGUCGCUGCUGGGGCUCUGCCUGGGCCUCGAGUUCAUGGGCCUCCCCAACCAGUGGGCCCGCUACCUCCGCUGGGAUGCCAGCACCCGCAGCGACCUGAGCUUCCAGUUCAAGACCAAUGUGUCCACGGGGCUGCUCCUUUAUCUGGAUGACGGUGGCGUCUGUGACUUCCUCUGCCUUUCCCUGGUGGAUGGCCGCGUGCAGCUCCGCUUCAGCAUGGACUGUGCGGAGACCGCGGUGCUGUCCAGCAAGCAGGUGAAUGACAGCGGCUGGCACUUCCUCAUGGUGAGCCGCGACCGCCUGCGCACGGUGCUGAUGCUCGACGGCGAGGGCCAGGCGGCGGAGCUGCAGCCUCAGCGGCCCUACAUGGAUGUGGUCAGUGACUUGUUCCUUGGCGGAGUCCCCGCAGACAUACGACCUUCUGCCCUGACCCUUGAUGGAGUACAGGCCAUGCCCGGUUUCAGAGGAUUAAUCCUGGAUCUCAAGUAUGGCAACUCAGAGCCUCGGCUUCUGGGGAGCCAGGGUGUCCAGUUGGACGCCGAGGGACCCUGCGGUGAGCGUCCCUGUGAAAAUGGGGGGAUCUGCUUUCUCCUGGAUGGCCACCCCACCUGUGACUGUUCCACCACUGGCUAUGGAGGCAAGCUCUGUUCAGAAGCCCGAGAGGAGAAUGUGGCCACUUUUCGAGGCUCCGAGUACCUGUGCUACGACCUGUCUCAGAACCCGAUCCAGAGCAGCAGUGAUGAAAUCACCCUCUCCUUUAAGACCUGGCAGCGGAACGGGCUCAUCCUGCACACGGGCAAGUCAGCUGACUAUGUCAACCUGGCUCUGAAGGAUGGCGCGGUCUCCUUGGUCAUUAACCUGGGGUCCGGGGCCUUUGAGGCCAUCGUGGAGCCAGUGAAUGGAAAAUUCAACGACAACGCCUGGCAUGAUGUCAAAGUCACGCGUAACCUCCGGCAGGUGACAAUCUCUGUGGAUGGCAUCCUUACCACGACGGGCUACACUCAAGAGGACUACACCAUGCUGGGCUCGGACGACUUCUUCUACGUGGGAGGAAGCCCAAGUACUGCUGACUUGCCAGGCUCACCCGUCAGCAACAACUUCAUGGGCUGCCUUAAAGAGGUUGUUUAUAAGAAUAAUGACAUCCGCCUGGAGCUGUCUCGCCUGGCCCGGAUCGGGGACACCAAGAUGAAAAUCUAUGGUGAAGUUGUAUUCAAGUGUGAGAAUGUGGCCACACUGGACCCCAUCAACUUCGAGACCCCAGAGGCAUAUAUCAGUUUGCCCAAAUGGAACACCAAACGCAUGGGUUCCAUCUCCUUUGACUUCCGCACCACUGAGCCCAAUGGCCUGAUCCUCUUCACUCAUGGCAAGCCCCAAGAGAGGAAGGAUACUCGGAGCCAGAAGAACACCAAGGUGGACUUCUUUGCUGUGGAACUUCUCGAUGGCAACUUAUACUUACUGCUUGACAUGGGCUCGGGCACCAUCAAAGUGAAGGCCACUCAGAAGAAAGCCAAUGAUGGGGAAUGGUACCAUGUGGACAUUCAGCGAGAUGGCAGAUCAGGUACCAUAUCAGUGAACAGCAGGCGCACGCCAUUCACCGCCAGCGGGGAGAGCGAGAUCCUGGACCUGGAGGGGGACAUGUAUCUGGGCGGGCUGCCAGAGAACCGUGCUGGCCUCAUCCUCCCCACUGAACUCUGGACUGCCAUGCUCAACUACGGCUACGUGGGCUGCAUCCGUGACCUGUUCAUCGACGGGCGCAGCAAGAACAUCCGGCAGCUGGCGGAGAUGCAGAACGCUGCGGGCGUCAAGUCCUCCUGUUCGCGGAUGAGCGCCAAGCAGUGCGACAGCUACCCCUGCAAGAACAAUGCUGUGUGCAAGGACGGCUGGAACCGCUUCAUCUGCGACUGCACGGGCACCGGCUACUGGGGAAGGACCUGUGAAAGGGAGGCAUCCAUCUUGAGCUACGAUGGCAGCAUGUACAUGAAGAUCAUCAUGCCCAUGGUCAUGCACACUGAGGCAGAGGAUGUGUCCUUCCGCUUCAUGUCCCAGCGAGCUUAUGGACUGCUGGUGGCUACUACAUCUAGGGACUCUGCGGACACCCUGCGCUUGGAGCUGGAUGGGGGGCGUGUCAAGCUCAUGGUUAACUUAGGCAAAGGACCUGAGACCCUGUAUGCGGGGCAGAAGCUCAAUGACAAUGAAUGGCACACCGUCCGGGUGGUGCGGAGAGGAAAAAGCCUUAAGUUAACCGUGGAUGAUGAUGUGGCUGAGGGUACGAUGGUGGGGGACCAUACCCGCUUGGAAUUCCACAAUAUCGAGACCGGAAUCAUGACAGAGAAACGUUACAUCUCCGUUGUCCCAUCCAGUUUCAUUGGCCACUUGCAGAGCCUCAUGUUCAAUGGCCUGCUCUACAUUGACCUGUGCAAAAAUGGCGACAUCGAUUACUGCGAACUGAAGGCUCGUUUUGGACUGAGGAACAUUAUCGCUGACCCCGUCACCUUCAAGACCAAGAGCAGCUACCUGAGCCUGGCCACCCUCCAGGCCUACACCUCCAUGCACCUCUUCUUCCAGUUCAAGACCACCUCAGCGGAUGGCUUCAUUCUCUUCAACAGUGGUGACGGCAAUGACUUCAUUGCAGUUGAAUUGGUCAAGGGGUACAUACACUACGUGUUUGACCUUGGGAAUGGUCCCAACGUGAUCAAAGGCAACAGUGACCGCCCCCUGAAUGACAACCAGUGGCACAACGUUGUCAUCACCCGGGACAACAGUAACACCCAUAGCUUGAAAGUGGACACGAAAGUGGUCACUCAAGUUAUCAAUGGGGCCAAAAAUCUGGAUUUGAAAGGUGACCUCUACAUGGCGGGUCUGGCCCAAGGCAUGUACAGCAACCUUCCAAAGCUGGUGGCUUCCCGGGAUGGCUUUCAGGGCUGUCUGGCAUCAGUGGAUUUGAACGGGCGCCUGCCAGACCUCAUCAACGAUGCCCUCCAUCGGAGUGGACAGAUCGAGCGUGGCUGUGAAGGACCAAGUACCACCUGCCAGGAAGAUUCAUGUGCCAACCAGGGGGUCUGCAUGCAGCAGUGGGAAGGCUUCACUUGCGACUGCUCCAUGACGUCAUAUUCUGGAAACCAGUGCAAUGAUCCUGGCGCUACGUACAUCUUUGGGAAAAGCGGAGGCCUCAUCCUCUACACCUGGCCGGCCAAUGAUCGGCCCAGCACGCGCUCUGACCGCCUCGCCGUGGGCUUCAGCACCACCGUGAAGGAUGGCAUCUUGGUGCGGAUCGACAGUGCUCCGGGCCUCGGUGAUUUCCUCCAGCUUCACAUAGAACAGGGGAAAAUCGGAGUUGUCUUCAAUAUUGGUACAGUUGACAUCUCUAUCAAGGAGGAGAGAACUCCCGUCAAUGAUGGUAAAUAUCAUGUGGUGCGCUUCACCAGGAACGGCGGCAAUGCCACCCUCCAGGUGGACAACUGGCCAGUGAAUGAACAUUAUCCCACAGGCAACACUGAUAAUGAACGCUUCCAAAUGGUAAAACAGAAAAUCCCCUUCAAAUAUAACCGGCCCGUAGAGGAGUGGCUGCAGGAAAAAGGCCGGCAGUUAACCAUCUUCAACACCCAGGCGCAAAUAGCCAUCGGUGGAAAAGACAAAGGACGUCUCUUCCAAGGCCAGCUCUCUGGGCUCUAUUAUGAUGGUUUGAAAGUACUGAACAUGGCAGCUGAGAACAACCCCAAUAUUAAAAUCAAUGGAAGUGUCCGGCUGGUGGGAGAAGUCCCGUCAAUCUUGGGAACAACACAGACGACCUCCAUGCCACCAGAAAUGUCUACCACUGUCAUGGAAACCACCACUACAAUGGCUACUACCACAACACGCAAAAAUCGCUCUACAGCAAGCAUUCAGCCAACAUCAGAUGACCUUGUUUCAUCUGCUGAAUGUUCAAGCGAUGACGAAGACUUCGUUGAAUGUGAGCCGAGUACAGGAGGUGAAUUAGUUGUCCCUCUUCUUGUAGAAGACCCUUUAGCUACCCCUCCUAUUGCUACUCGUGCACCUUCCAUUACACUCCCCCCUACCUUUCGCCCCCUCCUCACCAUUAUUGAGACCACCAAAGAUUCCCUGUCCAUGACCUCUGAGGCGGGGUUACCUUGCUUGUCGGACCAAGGCAGCGAUGGUUGUGAUGAUGAUGGCUUGGUGAUAUCUGGGUAUGGCUCAGGGGAAACCUUUGACUCUAACCUGCCCCCUACUGAUGAUGAAGAUUUUUACACCACCUUCUCCUUGGUAACAGAUAAGAGUCUUUCCACUUCAAUCUUCGAAGGUGGCUACAAAGCACAUGCGCCCAAGUGGGAAUCCAAGGACUUUAGACCUAACAAAGUCUCCGAAACUAGUAGGACUACUACCACAUCUUUGUCCCCUGAGCUGAUCCGCUUCACAGCUUCCUCGUCUGGGAUGGUGCCCAAAUUGCCAGCUGGCAAAAUGAAUAACCGUGAUCUCAAACCCCAGCCUGAUAUAGUCUUGCUUCCGUUGCCCACUGCCUAUGAGCUAGACAGCACCAAACUGAAGAGCCCACUAAUUACUUCCCCCAUGUUCCGUAAUGUGCCCACAGCAAACCCCACGGAGCCGGGAGUCAGACGGGUUCCGGGGGCCUCAGAGGUGAUCCGCGAGUCGAGCAGUACAACAGGGAUGGUCGUCGGUAUUGUGGCUGCCGCUGCCCUCUGCAUCUUGAUCCUCCUGUACGCCAUGUACAAGUACAGGAACAGGGACGAGGGGUCCUACCAAGUGGACGAGACGCGGAACUACAUCAGCAACUCGGCCCAGAGCAACGGCACGCUCAUCAAGGAGAAGCAGCAGAGCGCCAAGAGCGGCCACAAGAAACAGAAAAACAAGGACAAGGAGUACUACGUGUAAAAACGACGCCGCUAAUAAUCACGUGCACUUAGGACACAGAACUACUUCUCCGUAAAGCUGUAACUACUUGGCCAAUGAGAUUUCACAGGCGUCAGAACUGCUAUCGCUACGAGAUGGGGCGCACCAUGACUAUGGUGGGGAAAACCACUUUUAAAAGGACACACACACAGAUGUACCUACCUGUGAAGCUCAGCCAUGGCUGCUUUGAUUCAGUCAUCGCUCGGAGACAGAACAUUCUCUCUGCCCUGCUGUAUCAUAAAGCACACACGUUGCGCUCUGGAGCAAGCAGAUGGCUCCCCCCACUUCCACGGACUUGGAAGCUUCCUUCUCUUGAGGACUUUUCGCCCAAGGUAGAGGACUUCACGGCUCACUUGUUCCGUAACUCCAAGUGAGUCUGUAAUGAUGCUUGUGAAGCUUGACUGUAACAAUGUUUUCUUUUUUCUUUCCUUUUAAUUAUGUAAAAAACAAAAAAAAAAUGAAAAAAACGAAAUGCAAAAACCAAAAAAAAAAAACCCACCCUUAUCAAGGUUUUGGCCAGUGUACGUGUAACUUUUCAAGAUCUGAGGGGAAAAAAAAAUGGCUUUUGGGUUUUUGUUUAUUUUUUGAGAAUGGACAUAAGAAGAAAAGACAAACAAACAAACAAAACUCAGAAAACGACAGUAAGAGAGACUAUUGCCAUAUGAACUCAAAAGCUACCAUGGUGUUCACUCUACAUAUCAGGUUGUGGUAUUUCUAGAAUCUGUUGUUUGUUUCCUAUAUGAUGCUUUGCUGAACACAUAGCAAAAAUCACAGGAUGGAUAAUAGCAUUGAUUUGAAAAGCUGGUCCCUCAGGAUCUAAUUUCAGAAUCUGCCACCCAAACUCUGACCAGAUGGGUUUAGGGCUGGUUUUAUCAGAGCUAUUGGCUUGACUUAACAAUAUUGUUCCAAAUUGUGGUAAAGGAGAGAGUCCCGCAAACUAAAAACAGAGCCUUUCCGAGGGAAGGUAAAGAGGGGGUGGGCUGGAUCUGUGACUGACUGAAAUGCAUGCACAUAAUAAAAGACAAGACAAUACUAAAAGUCUGUGAAAGAAUCAAAACAGACAGUAGGGGAGUUCAACGUGUGAUGGAUCCACAAAAGGUCACACAAGCCAAACAUGGCAUGACAGAGUGCAAAAUACAUAGUUCUUCCCCCGCCCCCAACAUGAUGUUUUUCAUAGUGGUUUAAUUUUGUAGCCUGACACUUACGGAUAACUCUGCCCUUCCAUUUGCUCACAUCUCCCUUCACCCAUCUUUUCUAAAAACAAAUAAAUAAAUAAUAAAUUAAUAAAGCUGCUGUGACACACACAAAAAAAGGAAUUUAAUAGUAUAAUAUAUAUAAAUAAAUAUAUAUACAGAUAUAUUUAUCAUGGUAUGUUUGAUGGGAUGACUGAAACAGGAAAACUGUUAAAGUCUUGAAGUGGAAUGAGAAUGUUGUUUUAAAAGAAAAUAACAAAACAACAAAAAAGUAAACCUUAAAAUGUGAAGAAAGUGUGAGUUUUAGUUUUGUCACAGUUAACUGUGUCAAAGAGAAUAAACAAUCUUCUCAGAUUUUGUUUACAUAUUUUACUACAUUUUUGCUGGUAUAAUCCCUUAGCCACCUAUGUACAUACUGCUUUAAGAACUGUUCUUUCCUUUCUAUGGGUUUGUUUCGGUUUGUUUGGUUUAUAUUCCAGUUGUCUUUCUUUUUGAAAAGAGGAAACAAAUGUACAGAAAAACAAACUGGUUGUGUGGCCAUAGCUAAUCCAAAAAGCAAGAGACAAAGCAAGACAAAUAUUCACACAAAAAUGAUGUCUUCUGGAGGGCCGGAUAUAUACAAUUUCUUUUGUAUAGAUGAAAACCAACCAUCUGUUUAGAUUUAGAAAUCUACUCUUGCUGGUCUUUGUAAGUUGCAUGAAUAUUUGACUUUGAGAAAUAUCUUAAAGACAUGGGGCAAAAAGCGUGAUCUAAAUGAUGGUAGCCUUGACAAAUGUGUAUGGAAAGAGGUGUUCCUCAUUAUCUGAUACUUCAGUGUGUUACGAGUUUUGGAUUUUUUUUGUUGUCAUUAAAAAAGACAGGAUUAUAAAGAGAUAUCAAAGCACGAUUUUAGAUAAAUGGCCCAACCUAUAUGAAGUUGAUUAUAUCUCGAUGUCUGUAAAAGAUUGCUGUUUUUGGAGUCUUGAGGUCUUGUGAACCGAUUUCCUGCUUUCUUUACAUUUUUUUUUUAAUUUGAGUAAAAAUACAUUUGUUAUAUUCCUUUUAGUGUAAGUUUCUAUUUGGACAAUUUUAUGGGAACAUGUGCAUUCUGUAUGUGAGCUAUCAUAUUCCUGUUGUUUUAUGAGCAGACUCUUAAGGAAUUUAUUUUAUGAUGUUGUGAAGUUACUGCUUUUUCUUUUUCCUUUCUCUUUGAUUUCAUAUUUGCAUUUUCGUUCAAGGAUAUGCUUAGCAAUAAAAUGUUCUU